AUGCUGUUCACUACAUUCCCACUUGAAGAUACAUGGGCAGAUGAUGUUGGUGCUCUUGGAGAAGCUGAGGAUGGAAUUACGGGUCUAGUCGCCGAUGAGGUAGGUCUCGCCGAUGCUGAAGAUGAUGGCUUCGUUCCCCAGGAGGGGAACAAGCGAACCAUCCCGUCGAUGUCACAGUACAAAAGGAUGGUAUUGAGUUAG
Molecule: messenger RNA, 201 nt
Organism: Bacidia gigantensis
Lineage: Eukaryota; Fungi; Ascomycota; Lecanoromycetes; Lecanorales; Ramalinaceae
Exons: 2
Coding region: 1-201 (66 amino acids)
Source: RefSeq, a predicted model, not a curated record